Hibiscus syriacus is the source of this 1240-nucleotide messenger RNA. RefSeq names its product transcription repressor OFP5-like. Bases 2 to 1240 code for a protein of 412 amino acids. Lineage: Eukaryota; Viridiplantae; Streptophyta; Magnoliopsida; Malvales; Malvaceae. The transcript has a single exon. The record is from RefSeq and is a predicted model, not a curated record. Gene Ontology annotation, biological process: negative regulation of DNA-templated transcription.
CAUGAAGUGGAGAAAAAACAAAUCUUCAUCUUCUUCCUCCUCCUCAACCCGGUCUCGCUUUCAUUCGCUUUCUCGAAUGCUCCCCACUGCAUGGCUUUCAUCGUUCAAGCGAAUGAGUGUCGAUUCGGAAGCCAAACCUGCAAAAGAGAAGAAAAAAGAGAUUAAUAAUUCUCUGUCACUGAGCUCAUCGAAGUUUGCCGCUGGUUGUGGUGGUGAUGAGGCAUUUUGGAGGUUGUCAUUUGAAGAACAUAGUACUGGUGGCAAGACUAGUAAAACGGUGUCGCGAUCAGCUUUGUAUGAUUCGGAUGAUGAGCUCGAUUUCAUGCCCUCGAAUUGUCGAGCCUGCGGAUCAAAUGCAAUGAGGAUGAAGGAGAAAGAGGAAGCUAAGACACUCAACAACAUGGCUUACAAUGUAAUGAAGACGAGAGAGUUUCGUAGGGAUAUGCAGAUUUUACCAGUACCAAUAGAUACAAAAGGAGAGAAUGCGACAUUACUCAAGACACGGAGGAGCAGGACGAUAAUGGUGAAAGACUCGAAAUGGAAUAUGACAAAUGGAAGAGAUAUGGCUAUGGAGAAGAAAAGGUUGAAUAGACAACAUAAAUCAGUGGAAAAGAACACCUUGGAAAAGGUGGAUUAUCAGAGAAAGCACCCAUAUCCCUCUACAAUGAAUCUAAGAGCCUCUAAUCUAACAACAAUCAAUGAAGACUAUGGAUUUAAAGCUCAUAAAUUGGUGGAUAAUGCUGUGUUUUCUCCAGAAGAAGUUAGUUCAGAGGGGGGAAAUUGGAAAGAAAAGAGAAUCGGAAAGCUGAAACAUAGAAAAUCUGUUUACAUGAGCAGAGAAUUACCAAGGAGGAGAAUUAAGCAUAACAACAAGGUCCGGGUUUUUUCUCCGAUAACAGCUUCGAAAAUAAAAGCUCUUGAAGACAUAAAGAAGGCCAAACUGAAUAUGAAGGCUGAAAAACAGAACACAAACACUAGGCAAAGAAGAGAGUUGGAGAGCUUUGCCAUGGUGAAAUGUUCCUUCGACCCAGAGAAGGAUUUUAGGGACUCGAUGAUGGAGAUGAUCAGGGAGAAUAGGAUCAGUCAAGCAGAAGAACUAGAAGAGCUUUUGGCUUGUUACCUAACACUGAAUUAUGAUGUGUACCAUGAUCUCAUCAUCAAAGUAUUUCAGCAGGUAUGGCUUGACAUGGAUCAAGCUAGUUCUGUAAUGGACUUACGGAAUGAGAAAUGUUCCAUUUGA